This is a messenger RNA of Quercus robur (English oak), 765 nucleotides long. RefSeq lists its product as uncharacterized. The transcript is spliced from 2 exons. Lineage: Eukaryota; Viridiplantae; Streptophyta; Magnoliopsida; Fagales; Fagaceae. The coding region runs from base 1 to 765 and encodes 254 amino acids. The record is from RefSeq and is a predicted model, not a curated record.
AUGAGGGACCUUGGAGAUGGCGAGGGUGGUUAUGUAGCAAACGCAUUAGGGAGAACCAUGCUACUUCCCACCGACGUGGAUGAGUUGAAGAAAAUGAGGAUGCAGAAGGCUCUCCAGGCCACCUAUAGGAUGGAGGAGGAAGUGAACAAGCAGAGUAAGGCGGCCGAGAAUGAACGCUCCAAGCGCUUAGAGGCCACGCGGACUCUCAAAGCUUCCGAGGACGACCUCACCAAGGCCAAGGUUGCCUUAACGGAAGCUAUCCGAGAUAGGGAUAGCGCCUCGGCGGGUUUUGCUGGCGCCCAAAAACAAGUCGAGGAACAGACAAAACGUCUGCUCGAAGCCGAGGAUCAGUUGCGAAUAGUCAAGGAGCAGAUCAGUGAUUUAAAGAAAAGACUGAUCUUGGCAGAGAAUGACAAAGGUGUGGCGGAGUAUGCCCCAGACGAAGCCAUGAGGGCCAAGCAGAAGGCUGAAUUUGCCAGAAACGAGGCUAAGGCUGCCAAGGAAACGGCCGAGGAUGAGGGUUACAACGCGGGGGUAGCUGACACCCAAGCCUCCCUUAAAACCCAAAUUCCCGAAGUAUGCAGGCUUUACUGCUCCCAGGUUUGGGAAGAGGCCUUGAAGCGAGCUGGGGUGGAUGCUUCGUCUGAUUUGUGGAAAGCGGAGAACAUAUUCUACCCUACAGCCAUUCGUGAGGCCACCUCCACCAGCUCCGAGGCUGUGAGCGACCAAUAUGAGGGAGAGGUCACUCAUUCGGAAGCUGUAUAG